Messenger RNA from Neocloeon triangulifer, 2070 nucleotides. RefSeq lists its product as uncharacterized. The transcript is spliced from 9 exons. NCBI's taxonomy places the organism in Eukaryota, Metazoa, Arthropoda, Insecta, Ephemeroptera, Baetidae. The record is from RefSeq and is a predicted model, not a curated record. Bases 165 to 1865 code for a protein of 566 amino acids.
CGCGCAGCACCUUGAAAUUCGCGAUUCGAAGCGCUCGUCGGUGAAGCGUCAUCGUCAACUCCGCCGCCUUUUUAGCAAUUUUACAAGGGUUUUAUCGUUGAGAUCGAGCUUGUUUUGAAGCUCGCGUUCCUUUUACCCAUUUGUCUUCUCGUUUUGCGGCUGAGAUGGCCGAACAGGGCACCGGCGGCCACGGAAACGGCGGCCAAACUGACGGCGGCGGCCACCAAGGCUUGGAUGAAAAAUCCGCAGCCGCCAUCUGCAGCAACAGGCCUGCUGAGGUUGAAUUCUACUACCGAGUGACCAUUUCCAAGCUUCCACUGGAAUUAUCCGAGGAUGAGAUCUUGAAGUUGGUCCAUUCCGUUUCACCGACUUGGCCUCGGUUCCAGAAGUUCAUGGUGGUCAAUCGAGGUGGCAGAUACGAAGGAGCAGACAUGACUAAUUCUACCAAAAUCCUAACUCUUGAAUUUGACCAGGAGGAGUCGGCUAAUGCGUUGUUUGAGAAGCUGCAUGAAACAGCUCCAUACUUCUUUGAAGUCAAGGUGAGCAAGAGAGACCCGAGGUUCGUCUACAAACCUAAAAGAGGUGGAUACAAUAACAACUCUAACCGCGGAGGAUACGGCAACUCUCAAGCUCUGCAUUUCAAUGGGAAUCUCAAGCAAAAUGGAUUCCGAGACAACUACAACAGCAAUUUUAGAGGAGGUUAUGCUCGCUCUCCUGUUCAAAUGAAGUACUUCAGACCUCGUGAACCUCCACUUCUGAUGACUCCUGAAGAGAGUGCUGAGCCAGCCUACAACGGUUCUUCUCACAUGUUCCCUCAGUUUCCUGGUCACUUCGCUGCUGGAUUUGCCAUGGGAGGCUCCACUCUGGUCAGCAUGAGUGUUGGUCAAAACUGUGCUGGCUGUGGAUCAGUCACCCAAUCCAACUGUGCCGUCUGCUUCACUCCAUUCUGCACGCCCUACUGCAUGGCCAAGCUGACUAACCCCACUCACCCUUUCGAGUGUCACACCCUGCUUGUCAACACUUGUAGUCCUGCGGAUGAGAUGCAGAACAUACCAAGCUAUGAUUCUUGGAACCAACAGUGCCAGACUAUUGAUGAUCAGAACAGGCGAGGUGGCUUCAGCAACCGCCGUCCUCUCGAGGGCAACUACCGUCACAACUACGCUGACCAGCAACAGAGAAACCCUUGCCCAUCGGUGACCUGUAACAAUGAGAGUGAAACUUCCUUGGAGGACAGUUUGAAGAACCUGAAUCUGCAAGGAACCAUGAAGACUCCUCCUCCAAAAGUCGUGGAAAAGCAAGCUAGUCCUCCUGUGGAUGAGACCCAGAACACACCAAAUGGUGCUUCAAGGAACCAGCAGUGUCAGACCACUAGACCUCCUAAAGUGGAGGUUAAGAAUCAGCAACCAGCAGUGGCUUGUCCUCCGCAGGCUGCCAAGCAGUUGGUGGAGAAAGGGCCUGCCAAGAAUUUAAGCUGGUCACCGCAGGCACAGCUGCAGGUCACUCCACCCAAGUUCGUUGUGCCACCUGGCACUCCUGAGCAGACUUUUGUCAGACACACUGCUCCUCCGUUGAUGUUCAACAAGAUGGUGCCACCACCUGUGCAAACUGCUCCGAUGGGCCCCAUGAUGCCAAGCCCCUCGAUGAUGGCUCCCCUGAUGCCUCCAGGACCUUUCAACUACGUGUUGGUGCCGAGCAACCAUCAAAUGCUGCUGCAGCAGCAGCAGGUGCAGCACUACUUUGAUCCACUGAUGCAGCAAUUCUACAUACCCGAUCAGUUUGAUCUGCAGAACCAGCAGCAGCAGCCUACUGGGCCCCUGAUGACUCAGCAUCCCUUCUUUUUGACCAACUACCAGGGCUACAUGUAGACCUUGGUCUGGAUUCUAUUUAUUUCUACAAAAUUAAUUUCAAAGUUAAAAAAUGAAAAGUUUAUUGGAGAGUCUGAUUGAAUUUUAGACAAAAUUGCAAUUUUGUACUCCACACAGAACCUUUUCUUGAGGAUGCUGAAAUUGGCAAAAAGACUCUCUAUUUUGUAUUUUUACAGCUCUAAUAAACAUUUUCAUUCAAAAUGAA